CCGCGCCCUUUCUUUCAACGCUACCCCAUAGCGCGACCCACCAUCCCGCACACACGGCUCUUUCCGCCCACCGACCACUUUCCUCCUUCAAUCCAUCACCCAAACAUGAGCUUCACCGUGGAAGAAAGGGGAAACCUCAACUCCCUGAGCUACCGCCUGUUCUUCAAGAAUGAUAAGGGAAAGUAUGUCUCACCGUUCCAUGACAUACCAAUAUAUGCUGAUGAGAGUCAGAACAUCUUCCACAUGGUUGUCGAAGUACCAAGGUGGACCAACGCAAAGAUGGAGAUUGCUACAAAAGACCCCUUGAACCCAGUAAAGCAAGAUGUGAAGAAAGGCAAGUUACGAUUUGUUGCCAAUGUUUUCCCACAUAAAGGCUACAUAUGGAAUUAUGGAGCCAUUCCUCAGACAUGGGAAGAUCCCUCACACAAAGAUGGAGACACCGGCUACUGCGGAGACAACGACCCCAUUGAUGUCUGUGAGAUCGGCAGUAAGGUUUGUUCCCGUGGGGAUGUAAUCAAAGUGAAGGUGCUCGGGGUCCUGGCCAUGAUCGAUGAGGGCGAGACUGAUUGGAAAGUGAUAGCAAUCAAUGUAGAGGACGCUGAAGCCAACGACUUGAACAACAUCAGUGACGUCCAGCGCCUGAAACCUGGUUACCUGGAGUCCACGGUCGACUGGUUCAGGAGAUAUAAAGUGCCAGAUGGGAAGCCAGAGAACCAGUUUGCUUUCAACUGCGAGUUCAAAGACAAGGACUUUGCCAUCAAAGUGAUCAAGAACACUCACAACUUCUGGAAAGAUCUAAUUUCCCAGAAGUCCGAAGCUGGUGAACUAAACUGCAAGAACACGUGUGUCUCGGCCAGUGACAGCCCUUACCACUGCUCAGCGGAGGAGGCUAAAGCUGUUGUCAGUGAAACUAGUCCUCCUGGAAACGAAGAACCCAUCCCUUCAUCAGUAGAUAAAUGGUUCUACUAUGAGCGGAAGUAAACCAGGAGCGGAUUGGAGCAGUGAAGCAGUGAUCGCUCGUACUUGUAGAUAGUGCAACCGAUGUGAACUAAUGGGGGGGGGCGGGAUGUGGAUGUUUGGGUCUGGGUUGCUGAUACCCUGUAGAUGGAGAGAUAAUGGUUGUGUGCUGUAGAAAAUGAAGUAAUUAUGUCUUGACCAAAUCAAUUCUUUUAUUUAAUAAAAAAUCUUUUAAGAUGUUCUGUGAUGAACAAAUUAAAAGAACUAUUCUUGUAGUUACUGGUAUUAAUCAUGUAUGAGAAUGUGAACUGCUUAAAUAAAGUUUCUCUGGUUAAAUUAUC
Molecule: messenger RNA, 1298 nt
Organism: Pungitius pungitius (ninespine stickleback)
Lineage: Eukaryota; Metazoa; Chordata; Actinopteri; Perciformes; Gasterosteidae
Gene: ppa1b
Product: inorganic pyrophosphatase 1b
Exons: 11
Coding region: 106-981 (291 amino acids)
Biological process (GO): phosphate-containing compound metabolic process
Cellular component (GO): cytoplasm
Molecular function (GO): magnesium ion binding; inorganic diphosphate phosphatase activity
Source: RefSeq, a predicted model, not a curated record